Messenger RNA from Canis lupus familiaris (dog), 1085 nucleotides. It is a transcript of the gene SHISA4, whose product is annotated as shisa family member 4. The transcript has 5 exons. The record is from RefSeq and is a predicted model, not a curated record. The coding region runs from base 44 to 637 and encodes 197 amino acids. Lineage: Eukaryota; Metazoa; Chordata; Mammalia; Carnivora; Canidae.
GCGCUCCGCGCUCCGGCGGGGCCGACCGCGCCCAAGCCCGGCCAUGCGGCCCCCGGGGCUCUGCGGGGCGGCUCGGCUCGCGGCGGCCGCGGUCCUGGUGCUGGGGGCGCCGCUGGCGCUGGCGGCCGAGGACUGCCUGUGGUACCUGGACCGCAACGGCUCGUGGCAUCCGGGCUUCAGCUGCGAGUUCUUCACCUUCUGCUGCGGGACCUGCUACCAGCGCUACUGCUGCCGGGACCUGACCUUGCUCAUCACCGAGAGGCAGCAGAAGCACUGCCUGGCCUUCAGUCCCAAGACCAUAGCCGGCAUCGCCUCCGCGGUGAUCCUCUUCGUGGCGGUGGUGGCCACCACCAUCUGCUGCUUCCUGUGCUCCUGCUGCUACCUGUACCGCCGGCGCCAGCAUCUGCAGAGCCCGUUUGAAGGCCAGGAGAUCCCAAUGACAGGCAUCCCAGUACAGCCAGUGUACCCAUACCCCCAGGACCCCAAAGCUGGCCCCGUGCCCCCGCAGCCUGGCUACGUGUACCCUCCUAGUGGUCCUGCUCCCCAGUAUCCACUCUACCCGGCUGGACCUCCUAUCUACAACCCUGCAGCUCCUCCCCCCUACAUGCCACCACAGCCCUCCUACCCGGGAGCCUGAGGAACCAGCUGUCUGCUGCCCCUUCAGCGAUGCCCCCUCUCCUGUAUCUGCAUCUGGCCCUGGGGGGGGGGGGCAAGGCUCCUCUACUCAGCAGGCCGCAGCCCAAGCCAAGCCCUGGGUCCUCGGGGCGAUGGAGCGCCACCCAGGGAAGUAGACCAGGAGCUGAGCUGGACCUUGGCCGCGAAGGAGAGGGGUGGGGAGGGCUUGGGAUCCGUGGACUGUUUUUACCUGGGCCUAGAGAAGGACACGAAAGCCUGGGUCAAGGCCCCUGCUGUUUUGGAGUCCCUCUAGGUCCCGGGUCCCAGCCAGGCACUCUGGGCCCGUCCUGCUUGCUCACCGCAGGCUGGAGCGGGCCAGGGAGUGGGCUCCCUCGGCGGUGGGCGCAAGCCCUCUCCCGGCUGCCCCUGGCUGGAGCCCCGACCUGCUGGAUUAAAGCUGUAAAGCUGUA